GCACCUUCCUGCCACCCCGGGGCAGUGUGUGGGCCCUCAGCUCCCCCUCCCUCCACCUGCCCCCUCACACCCACCACCACUGGCCCCUCGGCCACCGGCCCCAGGGACACCCAGCCCAGGCGGAGGAAACACCGAGCCUAGAGACAUGGGAGUUCGAGGAGCGCUCCACCUUCUACUUGUGUGCCUGAGCCCAGCACUACUGUCUGCUGUGAGGAUCAACGGGGAUGGCCAGGAGGUUCUGUACCUGGCGGAAGGUGAUAAUGUGAGGCUGGGCUGCCCCUACAUCCUGGACCCAGAGGACUAUGGUCCCAAUGGGUUGGACAUCGAGUGGAUGCAGGUCAACUCAGACCCCGCCCAUCAGGAGAAUGUGUUCCUUAGCUACCAGGACAAGCGGAUCAACCAUGGCAACCUCCCCCAUCUGCGGCAGAGGGUCCGCUUUGUAGCCCCGGACCCCAGCCAGUACGAUGCCUCCAUUAACCUCAUGGACCUGCAGGUAUCUGACACAGCCACCUAUGAGUGCCGGGUCAAGAAGACCACCAUGGCCAGCCGGAGGGUCAUUGUCACCGUCCAAGCCCGGCCUGCAGUGCCCAUGUGCUGGAGCGAGGGCCAUAUGACGCGUGGCAAUGACCUGGUGCUGAAGUGUUUUGCCAGUGGGGGCUCCCAGCCCCUCUCCUACAGGUGGGCCAAGAUCAGUGGGCACACCCACCCCUACCGGGCUGGGUCUUACCACUCCCAGCACAGCUUCCACACUGAGCUCUCCUACCAGGAAUCUUUUCACAGCUCCAUUAAUCAAGGCCUCCUGAACAAUGGUGACCUGCUGUUGAAGCACAUCUCCCCUGAGGACGAUGGGCUGUACCAGUGCACAGUGGCCAACCACGUGGGCUACAGUGUGUGUGUGGUGGAGGUGAAGGUCUCAGACACCAGGCGCGUGGGCAUGAUCAUCGGCGCCGUGCUGGGCUCUUUGCUCAUGCUGGCCUGCGUGAUGAUGGGCAUCUGGGGGCUCGUCUGCUGCUGCUGCGGGGGCUCCGGGGCUGGCGGCGCCCGCGACUCCUUCGGCUUCGGCACCCGCGGCGGGGUCGACAGAGGGGCCGGCGGAGGGGUCUGCGACAUGGCUAGUGAGAUCAGAGAGGACGCCGUGGCGCCCGGGUGCAAGGCCAGCGGGCGCGGCAGCCGCGUCAACCACCUCCUGGGGCACCCGACGCAGAACGUCAGCCGCUCCCUGCGCCGCAAGUACGCGCCCCCGCCCUGCGGCGGCCCCGAGGACGUGGCCCUGACGCCCUGCGCCGCCGCCGCCGCCUCUGCCGCCUGCGAAGCGGGCCCCUCCCCGGUCUACGUCAAGGUCAAGAGCGCCGAGCCCGCCGACUGCACCCAGGGGCCGCUGCCGGUCAAGGAUGGCCUCUUGGUGUGAGCGCGUUCGCCGCGCCGCGCGGGGCUGUGCCGGGCUGUGCCCCGGCCGGGAGGAGGGCGCGGGGCUCUCUGCCUGCAGCUGCGGACACGUUCGGGCCCGCGCGGGUCUUGCUUGCCCUAAGCCGUCCCGCGGCUGGGGGCUGAAGGCAUUUCCCUCGGGAAAUGCACAGAGAGGUAGCGCUUCCUCCCUUAAAAUAGGAGGGGGUGGGGAAGGCAGAGAAAGGCUGUCCGGAGUCCCGGGGUCCCGAGGCUCCGGAGGAGGGAGGGUGGGAGGAGGAGCGGUGUGAGUGUGAGAGAGCUGCUGAGGCCGGAGGCCCGUUAUCCCCAGCCAAGGCAGAGGGCCCCGAGGGGCCGGACGGGUGGGGAUCUGGAGUGAAUUGUUCUGUGUGUGAGAUCUGAGCUCCCAGGCUGCAAUGUUAGCACAAUAAAGAAACUGUAAGACUUGA
Choloepus didactylus (southern two-toed sloth) is the source of this 1853-nucleotide messenger RNA. It is a transcript of the gene VSIG8, whose product is annotated as V-set and immunoglobulin domain containing 8. The record is from RefSeq and is a predicted model, not a curated record. The transcript has 7 exons. The coding region runs from base 146 to 1408 and encodes 420 amino acids. NCBI's taxonomy places the organism in Eukaryota, Metazoa, Chordata, Mammalia, Pilosa, Megalonychidae. Gene Ontology annotation, cellular component: intracellular anatomical structure.